Helicoverpa armigera (cotton bollworm) is the source of this 975-nucleotide messenger RNA. RefSeq lists its product as uncharacterized. Bases 139 to 900 code for a protein of 253 amino acids. Gene Ontology annotation, cellular component: nucleus; Ino80 complex. The record is from RefSeq and is a predicted model, not a curated record. The transcript is spliced from 6 exons. Gene Ontology annotation, biological process: chromatin remodeling. Lineage: Eukaryota; Metazoa; Arthropoda; Insecta; Lepidoptera; Noctuidae.
ACAGUGUCAGUCAGACACCAGCGAGCCAAACAAACCAAAAUAUUUUCUCAAAAAAUACCCCUUUUUGUAAGAAAAACCUAUUUUUCCUUAGUGUUCACUACAGUUUUUAUACUGGCGUCGGAAAAUUAUUCCAAGAAAAUGCUAGACGGGUGGUACUGCCGCUCUAUAGCAAAUAUGCAGGCGAGCGAGGCGAGUGUGAGCAAUAAUGCACCUCCGGAACCUCCUCAGGCGCGUGAUUCUCACAAAGAGUAUUCUAGUGACAGCAGCAGUGAUCCUGAACCGGAACCUAACUAUAGGGCACAGUACAUGGCUCUAAAAAAGAAACUCAAGUAUCUUAUUUAUGAGAAUGAAUGCUUCCAAGAUGCCCUAAGGUGUAGUCAAAAGAGGUUGCUGAAAGUGUCACGAGACCGCAGCUUUCUUCUAGACCGCCUGCUGCAGUAUGAGAAACCAGAAAGUACAACUUCUGAAAGUGAGGACACAGAAUCGUCUGAUGAUCCUGAAUACUACCGCAUGGAUGUUAAAAGAAAGAAAAUGGAAACAAAUGCUGCUGGCCAGAAUAUGUCAACAGGAUCUUCGGUCAAGGGUGCAAAUGCCAUAAAGAGAAAAAGGGCUGCUGUUCCUAAGAAACCUCCUAAUGCCAGCCAUCUCCACCAAUCAAGCGGCUCAAUGCUGUCUAAAGUUUCACCGGCUUUGGGUUUUGGUCUGUCGGCUGGCGACGGCCACAUGACGCCAGAAGAAGUGGAGCGACACCUGCAGUCGCGGCAGUCGUACAUGGAGCUGCUGCCUGAACGCGCUCCGCCCACCGUGCCAACUGAAAUGUUCAGCAACGAUCCAUCACUUGACAGUGAAUCAAAUGAUGUCUUGGAGAACUCACCAAAUGUGGAAGAAUGGUUUGAUUAGUAAAAAGUUAAAAUAUAAUUUUAAGUGUAUUCUUAGAAUAAUUUCAUAGAAAGUAAAUAAAUACUUAUGUCUACA